CUCAUUUCGAUGGACACUGGCCGUUGGGUGCCUCGCACAGACAUUUUCUUCUACAACAUGAUCUACCGUUUGCCGAAGAGCAUUGUCCUAGGCUACGGUGGCCGGGCGGUCGAGUUUGAACACGACGCAGAACAAGAACAAGCACUAGGACUCCAACUAAGAAUACAAAAAAACUCGCAUUCUUCCUCAGCAGAGGGAAGCAAGAAUAACGAGAACUUCUGGGUCCAAGCCAUCCUGGAAUCCAGUCAGUUUCGUCCAGACGUGCACACCUACCGCUCUGAUUUUCCUUCCAGUCUCGUCAUUACCACUGCCGAAGCCAGCAAAGAGACUUCUUCUGGUGAGCGACAAGAAGAUGCGGAUAGUACUACGACCACCUCUAAAAGUAAGCAACCCCAUUUGCUUGGGCGCAAGUUCCAUUGCCAUGAAGAAAUCGAGGAGUAUUUCAAGUCUCUUUCCGGAAUCGAUCUUGCUUUGUACCAAAAUGAGCAAUCGCUGAUUCAAAAGAGCUCCGAAGUAGCCAAAGCAACGGCAGUGAAAGCAGAAGAUCAUGGUAGUUCUAAGGAACAUCAUGGUGCGUCGUCAUCUUCUAGGUCUCCGAAAGAUAAAAUAGCUGCGCCGCCCGCGUCUGAGCAACAACAAGCAGCACCUCGUAAAUUUUUCGUGCAGGGUGGGGAGCGUUACGGACGCGCUGAGUUCGUGGAGCAGCGUAUCCGACUCUUUGCAGGUCUUUCGUCGGGCUCAUGGAACGCUGAAAAUCUAGUCGUCUUGCUUCGUCGGGACUACUAUCAGCAAACCCUCACCCAGUACUGGAGCUAUUACUUUGAUCAUAGAACUACGAGGACAACUUCUCCGGAACAAAGCACUACCACUGGUGAAAAAGUAGAAGGAAUUAUUGACACACAGACGGGGACGACAGAGACACUGCCUGAACCAAGAGUUACGGAAGCUGAGAUAUUGCGCGCUGGUCACGGUCUAGGUCUACGUCUAGGAUCAUCAUCAUAUGGUGGAGAUGCGGAGGAGAAGGACUCAUUGGAAGCAACUGCUACUUUAUCUGAAGAUUCGGAGAGUCUUUACGAAAGCCUGCAAGGAAAUUCCUUCGAAAUUAUCUUCGGAUAUAAUGCUAUCGAGGUCGAUUUGCAGCACGGAGCAGGAAGUGCUGAUACAAAAACAGACAGCUCAGCAACAUUUCGGAACACUUUUCUGAAUCUGUUUCGUUGUGGGCACUACGAGAUGGCGUCGUCAGUCGAUCCCGCGGACGUCGGAGACCCUAAAUUACCGCGUUCUGUUUGGCGUGAUAGCAGUUGCGCUCUUUUCGCGGUGUUUCUGCACUUCUUUCAUUUCUGGAUGCGGCAUAGAUCUUUUCCGAUAAUCCCUCUCAAGUUCCUGCUUUUCCAAGUACCGUGGCGCGUCCUGGUGGUCGCACCUGAAGAGUCUGAGAACGUGGUGUCCUUUCCCUGGAACUUGUUUGAGAUAUUACACUUGUCAGCGGAGGAAAUGCUGUUACCAACUGCACGCCAAAAGAGCAGUGGUGAAGUUUCUUCUACGAACAGUGACGCUUCUUCUUCUAUUUCCAGUACAGAAAAAACUUAUACUUCUAGAAGUACAGAAGAAACUUCUACUUCUAGUACAGAAGAAACUUCUACUUCUAGUACAGAAGAAACUUCAUCAACAUCAUCUGCUGGAACAAGAAGAAGAACUAGGAGCACGGAGUCCUCCUCAUCACUAGUUGGCGAAGUAAUCCCUUCGGCUGUCCGGAAAACAAUGGCGGACAGAUUAGCAGCUUUUGUGAAAAAGACGGUAGAGGAACGCAUCGUGGAAUCCAUGGAUGCGGAUGGUGAAAGAGUAUCUUCUUUAGAUGAAGGCUUUGCUGAUGCUGAGGACUCUGUGAUCCUUGACUUUUCCCGAAGAAGUACUACACCAGUAUCUUCAACUGGAGAUGGGGGAACUGACACCAUUGAGCGUUUACCAUCCCUUGCGAGUCUAUUAGCUGAGUUGCAACGCACGAUUGUGUUCUACUUUUUGAGACGGCGUCGGAAGCUUGGACUUGUCGUUGCACAAUACAACACUGAAGAUGAAGUAGAACAAGAAAAGCAAGACCAUUCAGAUUCAGACGGAGCACGAGCAGAUCAAGGUCAACAACUUUCUUCACCUCCUAGUGGGAGUGCGGCCUCGGUCUCUAGUGGCGAGGACAAGGUACCACUUACAUUUUUCGAAAAGAAAUACGCUUUUCGUAGGGUCGAGACGCUGCUUCUUCGACGAGUCUUCGCAGAAUUGAAGUCAAUUUUCCGCUUACUGGCGAAGGUCAAGUUUCUGGAGUUAUUGCGUGCAAGCUUUUUCCGCAUUGUGUUGCUUAAUGGGGAAGAAUGCGGUCUGUUCUUGGAUUUGGAUCCGACAAAGAUUUCAUCAACAUCAGAUUCAGAAGCUGUAACUUCUCUAGAACAACUAGACAUCUGCCGAUUCCGGUAUUUGCCUCCUUGGCGACGGACAAAUUUUUCUCCGAUCGCAGACGCAAUAGUAGGCGAACUUCACUCCGAUGCCGAUUGGGUCUACGACGAAGAGGACAAUUACGCGAUUUUCAAAAGAGCGACUUCAACUGGAAGAGGUGACGACACUCGUCAGAGAGACGAAGCUUGUUAUAGAGACGGCACAAGCCCAGUUCAGCAUGCUGAUCAAAAGGUCCUUCCGACCCUUGCGUCGUACGACAGCGAAAAGCACGGGCUUUUCAACUACCUCUACCUGUUCAGGCACUCCUUUGCCCACGACGCAGCCAGACUAUCAGGAGAGGCGGAAAAAGCUGAAGAAAUCUGCGCGCAUCUAUCAAGGCAGCGUGGCUCUCUUGACAUGGAUGCAGUGGAGAAAAUAUUGGGCUAGAAAAGCAAGAAGCAAAGGCAAAAUCUACUUCGAAGAUGCGUUUUCUUUCAAAAAGAAAAGUAGAGGCAAAAGAUACCCAGUUGUACUGCUUGUAAUUGUGAAUCCAAUGACACUUCUCACACUCGGAAAGCCAAGAGUAAACCAGGAUAGAACAAGGAGUUCGAUUAUAUUCUUGUAACACUAUCAACAGCAUCACUCUCAGUGAAUCCAUACACGAAUGAUUCUGGAAUCACAGAAAGGAAUCUACAGAAUUUGACGUAAGUUUUUGCUCUUGAGGUAACAGUAUGCAAAGUCAUAGACAAGACGAGGUACCUUCUUUUUAGCUGUACAAUGAUGUGGAUGAACGUGACUGAGUCCGAGGAG
Molecule: messenger RNA, 3234 nt
Organism: Amoebophrya sp. A25
Lineage: Eukaryota; Dinophyceae; Syndiniales; Amoebophryaceae
Source: the annotation of a GenBank genome assembly